AUGGCCCCAUACCAACCGCUUAAGAUCCACCAGUACGGCGGCCAACCCAUACUCCCCGCAAACAUGGCACCACCCCCACAUAGCGGACCACCGCCUCUGCCCUUCAUCGGCCAAUCUGGACCACCGCAACAACAGGGGCCUCCUCCUCCUCAGCACCAACAACAACAGCAGCAGCAGCAGCAAGCCUACUCUCCAACGCAUCCCCACCCCCCACCGAUGCAAUACGAGCAACGCGAAGCGCACUCUCAGAGUAACGACGGCAGUACAGAAGCUAUCACGCCCCCGGCACGCAAUUCCGAAGCUACCAAGGUCCCGGAGAACAGCGGAGGAGAGGCGGCUGAAUGA
Alternaria arbusti is the source of this 345-nucleotide messenger RNA. RefSeq lists its product as uncharacterized. The transcript has 2 exons. Bases 1 to 345 code for a protein of 114 amino acids. The record is from RefSeq and is a predicted model, not a curated record. Lineage: Eukaryota; Fungi; Ascomycota; Dothideomycetes; Pleosporales; Pleosporaceae.